AUAGCCGAGGCAACCGUGCUCUGUCCUGACCGGCAUUCGGCGGUCCGUACUGACUGUCACUGUCCAGGCAUGGGGGAGGACGCAGCGCAUACACACGGACGGCUCGUGGUGGCACAAGCUUUGACACUUGCGGCCAGCUGGGAGAGGCUCGGACGCCUUUUGAUGACACGGCGGAACCACUGAAGAAACCUCUGUUUACAACUUUGGACAACAACAGACCAUUCAGUAGUAACUUUAUAUAUAUUUAAAGAAAUGACUGGUGCACACUGACGUCCUUUGGCUGUGCUCAGGCGGACUUAAAACCACCAGCAUAUAUAUAUAUAUAUAUAUAUAUAUAUAUAUUUUUUUUUUUUUUACAUAAUAUAAAAUGUAAGAAAAUAUUGACUGGUCAAUCCUCACUCCACCAUCCAGCCCGAAGAAAAAAACCUCCAAUAGAACUACAACAGAAUUGAACAAUUUACGAAGAGUAUCACUUUCUCUAUUUUUCUUGGUGCAAAAUUUCGAUAAAUACCUCGGGAAUAUUCUCCAGACAUCUACCUCCUCCGUCGAAACGUCCAACUCAGUGACCGGAACGCGGCAAAUCCACAUCUGUGACCUCAUACUGCUGUUACCGUGACAACCUGGAUUGCCUCUCAAACUCUUCUUGCUGCCAACAUUAUCUCUGGACCUUGUACCACCUGGAUCUGCGCAUCAUCUAAAUUUCUACCAAGUUAGUUUUUACCCAUUUUGCCGGAGAACACCAGCCUCACCUGUCCAGUAAUAUACCUCAAAUCGUUUACACACUCGAGUCAAGAAAACAGAAGGGAAUUAGCCAGAUAUGACCCAAUCUUGGUGGUUCUUAUUUCAGCAUCUUUCAUUUGCCUUAGAGACUGGUGUAUAGCCGUAGCCAAGGAGUCCUCCGGAGAAUGCUUUUGGACUCCACGCCUAUCCUAUUUCCAUUUACUUCUCAAGUCUGAUAAUAUAGAAGCUUCAACGUUUAUGGGCCAGCGCAGAUAAGCUAUUGCCCGAGAUCCUCCAGAGGAGUGCAAAGAAGGAGGAAACGAAUGCAGACUUCUGGAAGUCACGACUCAAACCAGUGCGUAAUUGGAACGUAAAGACUGAGAAGACCCGAAAAAGAAAUCGAGACAAAGAUGCUUUGAGGGGAAAGAAAGGAAUGCAUCGCUUUCAUUUGCCUCGGCUGUUGUUGUGCCAACCAUGCUUCUCCCAGCCAAUGGCUGCAACCAUUCCCAUGUGGCUGCCUUUUGAAGGCUCUGCUGGCAAAUCCUGAGCAGGCUGGCAAGGUCUGGGUCAACCUCAUUGUCCUGCCAUUGGCUGCUGGAUGGGACUGAGGCUGAAUGGAGCCAGAGUCCAAGAAGCAGAAUAACGACUCAUCGGUGAAAGAUGAGAAAGGGUGGCUCGAUAUGCCAAAGAGGAAAAGGAAGAACAGCCAGUCUUCGAUGAAGAGUAUGUCUGCUCUUAGCAUCUCUGUUCCAGGGUACAUCCCCAGCUACCUGGAGAAGGAUGAACCAUGUGUGGUGUGCGGCGACAAGGCCACUGGAUACCACUACCGAUGUAUCACGUGCGAGGGGUGCAAGGGUUUCUUCCGUCGAACCAUACAAAAGAACCUCCACCCGGCGUACUCGUGUAAAUACGAAGGCUGCUGCAUCAUCGACAAGAUCACCCGCAACCAGUGCCAGCUUUGCCGUUUUAAGAAGUGCACCUCAGUUGGCAUGGCCAUGGACUUGGUCUUGGAUGACUCAAAGCGCGUAGCAAAACGACGCCUCAUUGAGGAGAACCGGGAGAAACGAAAAAAGGAGGAGUUGGUGCGGACGCUGCAGGUGAGGCCGGAGCCAAACACUUCCGAGUGGGAGCUGAUCAGCAAGGCAACCGAAGCCCAUCGUCAUACCAACGCCCAGGGAUCAAGUUGGAAACAGAAGCGCAAGUUUCUGCCAGAUGAUAUAGGUCAAGGAGUGAUGCCCACAUCAGAAGGAGAUAAGGUGGACCUGGAAGCCUUCAGUGAAUUCACCAAGAUCAUGACGCCUGCUAUCACACGUGUGGUGGACUUUGCCAAGAAACUGCCCAUGUUCUCAGAGCUUCCAUGUGAAGACCAGAUCAUCUUGUUGAAAGGAUGCUGCAUGGAGAUCAUGUCACUUCGCGCUGCCGUGCGCUACGAUCCCGAAAGCGAAACACUGACACUAAACGGCGAGAUGGCCGUGAAACGGGAGCAGUUGAAGAACGGCGGCUUGGGUGUGGUCUCGGACGCCAUCUUUGAUUUAGGCAAAAGCCUGGCCCAGUUUAAUCUGGAUGACUCUGAGGUGGCGCUGAUGCAGGCUGUCCUUCUCAUGAGCUCAGAUCGCUCAGGGCUGACAAGCGUGGAGAAGAUCGAGCAGUGCCAAGAGGCUUACCUGCUGGCGUUUGAGCACUACAUCAACUACCGCAAGCACAACAUUCCUCACUUCUGGCCCAAGCUGUUGAUGAAGGUAACAGACCUGCGCAUGAUCGGAGCGUGCCACGCCAGCCGCUUCCUACACAUGAAGGUGGAGUGUCCCAACGAACUCUUUCCACCGCUCUUCUUGGAGGUCUUUGAGGACCAGGAUGUGUGACUAUAAAACUGUGGUACCCCCUUACAAGAACACCUUGACGCUACUUCGGUAAGGGGGAUGCAUUUGGAAAGGAGAGAGAAAAUAUUUUUUUCUUUCUUUCUUCUUUGAUGGGAACAUUUGGGUUCGGACACCCACCACCUACCACCAGCACUCAACGUCACAAGGAGGAAAAAAAUGGCUUUCACUUUAAAUGGUACAGUUAUUUAAACUACACGCUCAAGUAGAACUAUAUGCAGACAAACAAAAAUCCAACAAGCCUAAUGUCUCCCCACACCGACACCUUUCACCUCAUACGGUGUGUUGUUUUUGUUUUUUUCCCCUCUUUUCUCGAUCAUAAUCUCCUCAGACAAUCCCACUCCACUUGCUUCUUUGCACCGGUGGCCGUCGCAGUUCAGCUUGCUCCCCCGCCCCCUCCCCUCCCUGCCUCCCUCCCCAAUUGAGCCGCUGCUACGACAGUGUUCGCCAACCUACCUCCCUCACAUAGUGAGCUCACUAUCCACACAAACACACUCUCGGAAAUACUACAUAAACGCCUACAAUUUUACCUCACAGCUUGUAAAAUGUAGUGUCUUAUUUAUUGGUGGUUUUACACACAAUCAACUCUCUGCUUGUCCUUUUCUAAUGGGCCUUAGUAUGAAGCUAUAAUACAGUAUAUUGUAUUAGUUAGAAUGAAUGCAGCUUACUCCUGCUGUAAGCUUUUCUUUUAUGUUAUGAUGGGCUAUAAUCACAGGCUCAAGACUUUCCAUUUGGAUUUUAUAAUCAGUGGCGGCUGGUGACAUUAUUUUUAAUGUAGACCAACCCAUGCAGCAAGAUAUAAUGAGGACUGGAAGUAUUCCAAAUCAUAUAUAUUUUUCAAUUAUUUGAUUCCGAGCUCCAAAUAAAAAUGCUUAUUUAUUAAGAUGCUUCUAUGGAUCUUAUUUUGCUGUUGGUGAAGUGGAAGCUGGAAUUACUCUUGGCAGGAAGGAAGCGUGGCAGUUGAUAGAAAUAUGGAGAAAAUCUCGAACAAGGCUUGGGACAAUGUUUAUUUAAAAAGCCUUUCUUCCCAAAUGACUUUUUUUUUUAAUGUGCAAUAGCCUCAUACUAGUUACAUAAAGUGAAACUGCCUAGUAUGAAAAAAACAAAACAAUUGGGCCAACGCUAAGCUUUGCUGAACUUGCCCUAUUUGUUAUUCAAGCUCUUUGUAAGGAAAGUUGAGUCAUGUGUGAAACAUUCACCAAAUACUUGUGCCUCCUCUUCAGCUCCUAAUUGUAUGCAGAGCCUUAAAAAAUGGCAUCAGAAAUCCAAGAGGUGCUAAUUGAUCUGCUAAACUUCCCGCGAGGGCUUCCUCAUUCAUUUCUAGGGUCACUUUAAUUUUUUUCCAGUGCCUCAGGAAUGUUAGUUGGCUCACACACUCUUUCUUAACCAGCCGUCCCUGAUUAUAUUGAAUCUAAGCCUCUUAUUAGAAAAGAACACCAUAAUAUCACUUUGCCACAGGGCUCAGGUCAUCCCCUCAAAUAAUAAACUGACACUUUGAAAGUAUUUUUCAGGUAAAGAGCCACAUAUUGUCCUCAGGAGUUGCAAACCAGAACCAAAGGAGAGUGAAUGUUGUCGCCGGGUAAAAUAAAACAUACAUUUAAAAUCCCUCUGAAAUUGCAUGUCAAGACAAAAUGGCAUCGUUAUGCAAAAUACAGUCAGGAUUAGGCUAAGGCAUGUUUUGAGGACGUCAUUGUUGCCACCAAUUUGAUUGUGUUGAGUGAACACGCUGUUAUGUGCAAUAAAAGCAAUGUUAAGAAAAAGAACUGUUAGAAUGCCUGUCUCAGCAUUCUCACCGUUUUUCGAUUUACAAUGGCAAUAGUCUCAAUGCAGUUGAGGGAAAAAUUUCUUCGAUUAAUAUCACUCCUCUUUUGUUGCUUAUGUAAAACCUACAAAACUGGCAGAGGCUGCAUAGGAAUGUUAAAUGUAGUAUUAUAAUACUCAAAGACACUAUAUAGAGUUUAUAUUUCCAACAUAUACCUCCUUUCUAAGCUUCAUCUGGCGCACGCCUCCCAUUUCUCUUUUCAGUUAUGACACGUGACCUUAUUUCUACUUCCAUCUCUAACGAUCAUCACAACUCGUGUUCUCUCAAUGGGCCACUAGCGUAUCUACUAUAACCACACGAUGACACGACCCAACCGCCAGCUCUCAACUCCCGCUGAUGUGUGAAGUGGAGUUGUUGGGUUGAUGUCACUUACCUCGUCACUCAAACUGGUUUCAAAUACCUGCUGAAAUGGACCGAUUCUACCUCACAUCUCAUCUCGGUGCAGCUCUCAUCUGCAACACAAACACUCGAAAAAUAUGAAACACAUGCAUGUGUAGUACUUUAUCAACAAUUGAACGUGGCCCAAGUCAAUAUAUGGGACCAACAGUGACUGUUUUUAGUCAGGAACCUGCUAUAAGAUGGAGGACCCUGUUCACACGUGAUCUCAACAUGGAUCUGUAAGUUGGCACUUCUCUGUAUGCAAAUUCAUUGCAACCCCCUAAAGGUUACAUGCUUUUUUUUGGGUCCAUUAUUUGGUCAAAGCCAUUUAUUGCAAUCAGUCAUGGAUAUCUCGGGCAAAGCAUACCUUUGAAUUGGGCCUCUGACUAAAUGUGGGGUAAUGGGACUCCAGCAGGAGGCAUUUUGGACUGAUCGGAUCACGUCAACAAACUACAGUGAUCGAGGUUAAAUAAACAAACAGCAAGUCUGCAGUUUUUGCAUCUGGAUUCAUCCAAACCAAGAGGAAGGAAACAGCAUUUAGUGUCAUGUGACCUAUGGCAAUAGCAAAGUUGGUGCACAAACUGUGGUUACAAAAGAGGACGCUAAGCCAUUUACAGUUUAAAAAAAAA
Syngnathus acus (greater pipefish) is the source of this 5426-nucleotide messenger RNA. Its product is annotated as thyroid hormone receptor alpha. The coding region runs from base 1335 to 2582 and encodes 415 amino acids. NCBI's taxonomy places the organism in Eukaryota, Metazoa, Chordata, Actinopteri, Syngnathiformes, Syngnathidae. The record is from RefSeq and is a predicted model, not a curated record. The transcript is spliced from 10 exons. Gene Ontology annotation, biological process: thyroid hormone receptor signaling pathway; positive regulation of transcription by RNA polymerase II; retinoic acid receptor signaling pathway. Gene Ontology annotation, molecular function: RNA polymerase II cis-regulatory region sequence-specific DNA binding; nuclear receptor activity; zinc ion binding.